Messenger RNA from Limulus polyphemus (Atlantic horseshoe crab), 2492 nucleotides. RefSeq lists its product as uncharacterized. NCBI's taxonomy places the organism in Eukaryota, Metazoa, Arthropoda, Merostomata, Xiphosura, Limulidae. The transcript has 5 exons. The record is from RefSeq and is a predicted model, not a curated record. The coding region runs from base 1 to 1596 and encodes 531 amino acids.
AUGGAAAAAAGUAUGGAUAAGAAAUGUUCCAAAAGGACUCAAAAAGAUACAGAUGUUACCACAAAACUUCCAUCUUAUAAACUACCAAAAACUUCAGUAACAUUAAAUUUUGAGCAUCAUCUAAUUAAAAAGUCUAAAGAAAGUUUUUCUGGUUAUUCCACCCACCCAUUUUCUCAGUCAAACCUUGGAAAGGUUGAAAAGUUAGGAAAACAUAAGAAAAUUAAAAGGAAGAAAGUUUUUUCACUCACAGACAAUGACAAUCAACUUUUAUCAUCUCAACAGGCAAUAACAUCUGUGGCAAAGAAUCAUGAAAUAAUAGAUAAUAGCUCUACAAUAGAACUUAGCAUCCUUGAUUAUUACACAGCAGACAACAGAAGAAAACACUCUAGACCCAAGAAAAGAGAGGAAAUAUCACCAGUAUCUGAACUUUCACCUCUGACACUUAAACAUCAAAGACAGUUAAAAGUAGAAGAUGUGGAAUUAAAAACUCAUAAUCUGAGUAGUGAUUUAGAAAACAGUAAAAAGAAAGAUAUUUCACAUGAAGCAGUGAUGAAUGAAGCACUUGAUUAUCAUAUGUGUGAAAGAUUUUCAGAAUCUUCCAAGAGAGCCAUUUCAGUAGAAAAUAACCUUCAGUUAGAUGAUAAAGAAACUUCUGUUGAAAAAAGUGAAAUUCAGCCAAGGGGAAAGCUUUCUCUUAAAAGAAAAAGAGAUAAAAAGAAAGCUAAGUGUAAAAGCCAAAGAAGUGGAUUAAAAAAAGAACAGAAAACAGUAGAAAAGUCAAAGGGGAAAAUGGCAUUUGUUUCUGAAAAUAAAGCUAUUCCUCAUGUUCAGGAUUCAAGUGAAAAAAAGGAAAAAAAGAAAAUUAAAUAUGGUGAAGAUAAAAGUAAAUCUAAAUGUCAAGUAACAUGUCCACUUGUAACAGGUAACUUAAAAGAAAAUCGAAUAAAUGGCAUUAUGGAAAUUGAUGAGUCACCAAAAAGUAGAGUAGCUGGGUUUACAGCUGAUGAUAUAGAAGAGAUUUGUUAUAAUUUAGGACUAAAAUCUAAGGAAAAUAAGCUGUCUCGAUCAAAGUUAUCUCAACGAAAGUUGCUUCAUUCUCAAUCAACACCAGAUUUCAGUCAAGUUUCUCACUCAGAUUCAGAGUUGCUUAAAUUAGUUUUUAACAAACCUGCAACUAAAACCAUUCUUAGUGAAAAGAACUCUCACAAAAGUUUGAGUGCUGAUUCUGAGUCUUUAGUUUUAUCAGAGAAAUCACUAAAAAAAUUUCGGAGAUUCAGUAUUCGUAAACUUCUGGAGUUUGACAAGUUUCAUAAACAGGAGAUUUCAUCAUAUUUUAAAGCAGUUGAUGAUAAAGAAAUACCAGUAAUUAACAUCAAUGACAAUAAAGAUGAUGUUACAUGUGCCACUGAAGAAUCAAUUAAACAAGUGAAGAAUAUCAAGGAAAUGACAGAUGAGCAACUGCAGUGUAUCUUUAAUAAAAGUUUAUCAUUUCUUCAGGAAGUCCAUGAUGGGAAAGUGAGUAUAACUGAACAACAUAAGCAUAAGACUUUUGGAAAAACGUGUUUUUUUUUUUACUUUGUUAUAAACUUCUUUUGAAGGGUAUUUCUCUGUGCUGAAUUUUUGAUGCAGCCAACAUGAUAUUUCUGUAGAUAAGUUGUGAAUUUCAUUAUUAUAAUAUGCCUUUAUGUUCACUUAAGUCUAAGGCAGUCACUUAUGUUGGUGAAAAUUAAACCAUCUUUUAUUGAAAGAAAUUGAUAGGAACAUUUUUCAAACAUGUCUUUAAUAUUUGGACACCCAAAUAGAUUACUGUAGCUUGAAAUUGUUGUUUUUAUAUAUAUAUAUAUAUCCUUGAUUACAGUUACAAAAUGGAGAAUCCUAAUGUAUAUAAAUGUUGAAACUAUCCAUGUCAUGCAGUUUAAUAUGCUUUUAUUCAGUGAUCACUCGGUUGUUGUUGAGUUAGUUGCUAGUUAAUGGAUUGACUCUCCAGAUCAGGCCUCAACAAAUAUUUUCAGAUCAAGGAGCCAGCCAAAAAACUCAGGAUCCAGGUCCGAUAUAGUUAUGGAAUAUAAUUUGACUCGGUUCUGUAGUUAUGGUACAAGACAUAAGUUUUACACUAAAAACCAAACGUUUAUUAUUACACUUUAUUAUAUAACAUAUAUUAAAAUUCAAUAUGUGCAAGUAUUAAAAUAGUAGACUAAAUAACUACAACUUAUGUGGAUUCUUGCAGUGAAUGAAAGUAAAAUAUAAAUAAUCCCUGCGAUAUCGAUAGGCCAAGCAGAUUGUUUCAGAAUAGGUCUAAUCUACUCAUCACUAGAACACUGUGUAAGGAUAACUUUGGGUGUACCUAACUUAACUUGUAUCAGGAAAUGGGGGCUAUAUUUAUUUGCUUUCACAGCAACGAGUGCAUGCUAAUAAUCACACAAUAUCAACAACCACCUAACAUUAUUGCCUGAACUAACUGCCUUUGGUCUCAUGUGAGUCUAAACAUGUGC